AUGUCCGUAAUCCUCCGAAGCUCUAAGAGAUUUGUUUCGUCAAAAAUGCGCGCCGUUGUAGUUGAUCAAUUCGGAGACGAGUCCGUUUUGAAUGUCAAAGAGAUCGCUAAUCCUGAGCCCGGGCCAAGUCAAAUUCUUGUUUCAGUCAAAGCAGCUGGAAUAAACCCAGUCGAUACCUACAUUCGCUCUGGAAACUAUCUUCCGUCUAGACUUCCGAAGCUUCCGUACACUCCAGGCGGGGAUGUAUGUGGAGUAGUCGAAGCUGUAGGCGCUGAUGUCAAUGAUUUCAAAGUCGGAGACAAGGUUUACUCGCUUCUUGUGACUGCCUCAGGGGCGUACGCGGAAAAAGCUACAGUCGAAGAGACUUUUGCCGUGAAACUGCAUCAAGGAUUGAGUUUUGAAGAAGGAUCAGCUUUGGGAGUUCCAUACUUUACCGCUUUUCGAGCUAUUAAAACGAUUGGUGGAGCACAAAAAGGCGAAAAACUUCUAGUUCACGGCGCAUCUGGCGGCGUUGGUCUAGCAUGUCUUCAAAUUGGCAAACAUCUAGGGUUAGAAGUUAUCGGCACAGCUGGAUCUGUGAAUGGAGCAGCUCUUGUUGAAUCUCAAGGAGUCAGAUGUUAUCGCCACGAUGAUCCAGACUAUCUUCAGAAAAUGAAGGAAGCAGAGGGCGGCUUCGAUUUGAUUGUGGAAAUGCUCGCGAACAAAAACUUGGAAAACGAUCUUACUAUGCUCAAUACUGGAUCUGGUCGUGUAAUGAUCGUCGGAUGCCGAGGAGAAAUAACAAUUAACCCUCGUUUACUGAUGGGCCCAGAAACUCAAAUCAGAGGCAUCGGACUUACAGCUUUUUGGGAUUUCAAUGAAAAAGACGAGGCCAUGCUAGAAACGAUCAAGUGUUUGGAUGAAAUGGCUUCUCAGAAUUUGGUGAAGCCGAUUCUUGGAAAGAGCUACUCACUUGAUGAUGUUCAAAAAAGCGCAUGCUGA
This is a messenger RNA of Oikopleura dioica, 981 nucleotides long. Lineage: Eukaryota; Metazoa; Chordata; Appendicularia; Copelata; Oikopleuridae. The record is from the annotation of a GenBank genome assembly.